UGAUGGUGUUUACAAAACCCAUCAAACAAGCCGGGCGCGGUGGUCACGCCCGUAAUCCCAGCACUUUGGGAGGCCAAGGCGGGUGGAUCACGAGGUCAGGAGAUCGAGACCAUCCUGGCUAACACGGUGAAACCCCGUCUCUACUAAAAAAAUACAAAAAAUUAGCCGGGCGUGGUGGUGGGCACCUGUAGUCCCAGCUACUUGGGAGGCUGAGGCAGGAGAAUCACUUGAAUUCGGGAGACGGAGGUUGCAGUGAGCUGAGAUCGCACCACUGCACUGCAGCCUGGCGACACAGCAAGACUCUGUCUCAAAAAAAAAAAAAAAAAAAGAUAUAAAAAUUAGCUGGCAUGGUAGCAUGUUCCUGUAAUCCCAGCUACUGGGGAGGCUGAGGCAGGAGAAUCAUUUGAACGCGGGAAGCAGAGGUUGCAGUGAGUGGAGAUCGUGCCACCGCACUCCAGUCUGGGCGACAGAGUGAGACUCCCUCUCAAACAAACAAAAAAACAGAAAGCCACAUGGUCAGCAAAGCCUAAAAUGUUUACUACCUAGCCCUUCCCAGUAAAAGCUGGCCAACCCCUGGUCUAGCACAUUUAUUUGGUGCUACCAGCUUCAUCAUCACCCCCACCUUCGUCAGCUGCUCAUUCUGUCUGGAAAGUUCUUCCACCGGAUCUUAGGACAGCAUGCUCCUUCUUGGGACUCGGAUCACAUCUUAAGUGUGACCUCCUCAGAGAUCUUCUGUGGUUACCUUGUCAUUCUCUUAUCUCAUCACCUUGUUUUAAUUCUUGACAUGCCAGUUACUGUUUGUUUCCCUGCUGCAUCCUAAGAACUUGGCCAGUUCCUGACUCAUAGGAAGCACUCAGUAAGUGCAGUGGGCUGAACAGGUGAACAGCUACUGAGCCUCUGGCACAGGGGUCCCAGCACAGGAUGUGACAUGGAAGGCUCCGAGCUCCUGGCUGAGCAAGUCUGAUGAAAAGGCCUCACUUAGGUGUGCGUGCACCAGUGCCAGGAGAGCCUCGGCAUGAAAGAAGGGCCUGGAACUGCCACCCAGUUCUCAUUUUGGCCAAUGGGUAGAUGUGGCACAAGUGCUACGGUUAGGACACGCUCGGGGAAGAGCAAGGGUGGAGCUGGGGGUGCUGGUACAGUCUGUGGGGUCACCUGAGACUGAGGUUCCUAAGCUGCAUGCAGUGGAGAGCUGUAUCAAUCGGCUGUUCAUUCAGACCAGAGGUUCAAGAAUCCCUAGAACACAGACCCCAAAGUACAGUCAUACAGGAGGAGCCCCCCUGCUAGGUGCCAGCCCAGGCAACCCUCGGGGCAAAGUGGAGUCCAGGUGCAUCCCAAGCAGGUGAGGGAUGAGGCCAGGACAGGCCAAUCAAGAGACACGAGGGAUGGCCCCAGCCAACAGGGAGGAAAUCCAGCUUGAGCACCAGGAGGGGCCAGGACCCCCUAAAGCCUCCCCCAUCCCAACCCGAGCCCGGGGGACUUGGGGCAGGGGCAGGCAGCUGGCCCUGUAGAGCUCUGAGCGUCCACCACAGUGACAAGCAUGGAGCCAGCAUGUGUGCAAGUCCACCAGGCAGCCCCCAGCCCCUCAGGCAACCCAGCCACACGCCGCCGGAGCUCCUCUCGGCUAGUCGUGGCUCUGGGUCCCUGAAUCAGGUAACGCAGCCAGAGGCCUCUUCAGGAGGCCCAGGGUACUGCAGGCAAGACCCUUCUCCCAGAGAAACCCCAAUACGUCCAGGAAGCAACUGCGGCGCCAAGACGCCCAGGAGGGCUCACUGUUGGGCUAGACACGCUUUGAAAAAGGCAGCGGUACCCCCGCCUCCACCUCCACCCCCAGAUAAUUCCGGAGCUGUCUGCCUGACCGACGGGCUGCGGGGAAUCCACACACCUUCGCCUUGGAACAAAAUGCGAAGCGCCCACCGGCAGCCUUCGGCUCCCUGCCUUUCCUGACCCUUGGCACCUGCUGCCCUGGGCCUCAGCCAGCAACGCCCAAGGCGGCCCGACGGGACCUGUGCCCUGGGCGCCCGCGUGCCGGCAGCCGCGUCUCCCGAGGGCCCCUCCCCGGCCUCCUCCCUCGCCAGCCUCCUCUCUCCCCUCGGUCUCCUCCUCCUCUCGCCCUUCCCGGCCUCUUCCCUCCCCUCUGCCUCAUCCUUCCCCGGUCCGGUCUCCUCUCUCGGUGUCGACCCAGUGCCCCUCCUUCCCGGGCCCGCCGCUGCUGUCCCUGGCCGGGGCCCCUCUCCCUCGCUCCGCUCCCGCCGCAUGACCCGGGAGUCCGCGCCUCACCUCGCGCCCCGCGCCGACCGCCGCGCAAGCCCCAGCCCGCCUGCCCCAGCCCGGCCUCAGGUCCCGGCCCUGCCUCCUACACUGCCCCACUGCCCUGCGCCCUCCACCCGGCCAGGCCCCUGCCCACGCUGUCUACCGUCCGGCAUGGGGCCCUGCAGCGGCUCCCGCCUGGGGCCCCCAGAGGCAGAGUCGCCCUCCCAGCCCCCUAAGAGGAGGAAGAAGAGGUACCUGCGACAUGACAAGCCCCCCUACACCUACUUGGCCAUGAUCGCCUUGGUGAUUCAGGCCGCGCCCUCCCGCAGACUGAAGCUGGCCCAGAUCAUCCGUCAGGUCCAGGCCGUGUUCCCCUUCUUCAGGGAAGACUACGAGGGCUGGAAAGACUCCAUUCGCCACAACCUUUCCUCCAACCGAUGCUUCCGCAAGGUGCCCAAGGACCCUGCAAAGCCCCAGGCCAAAGGCAACUUCUGGGCGGUCGACGUGAGCCUGAUCCCAGCUGAGGCGCUACGGCUGCAGAACACGGCCCUGUGCCGGCGCUGGCAGAACCGAGGUGCGCGUGGAGCCUUCGCCAAGGACCUGGGCCCCUACGUGCUGCAGGGCCGGCCAUACCGGCCGCCCAGUCCCCCUCCGCCACCCAGUGAGGGCUUCAGCAUCAAGUCCCUGCUAGGGGGGUCCGGGGAGGGGGCACCCUGGCCGGGGCUAGCUCCACAGAGCAGCCCAGUUCCUGCAGGCACAGGGAACAGUGGGGAGGAGGCGGUGCCCACCCCACCCCUUCCCUCUUCUGAAAGGCCUCUGUGGCCCCUCUGCCCCCUUCCUGUCCCCACCAGAGUGGAGGGGGAGACUCUGCAGCGGGGAGCCAUCAGGCCCUCGACCCUCUCCCCAGAGCCUAGGGCCUGGCCUCUCCACUUACUGCAGGGCACCUCAGUUCCUAGGGGACUGUCCAGCGGGGGACACAGGGCCUCCCUCUGGGGGCAGCUGCCCACCUCCUACUUGCCUAUCUACACUCCCAAUGUGGUAAUGCCCUUGGCACCACCACCCACCUCCUGUCCCCGGUGUCCACCAUCAACCAGCCCUGCCUACUGGGGCGUGACCCCUGAAACCCGAGGGCCCCCAGGGCUGCUCUGCGAUCUAGACGCCCUCUUCCAGGGGGUGCCACCCAACAAAAGCAUCUACGACGUUUGGGUCAGCCACCCUCGGGACCUGGCAGCCCCUGGCCCAGGCUGGCUGCUCUCCUGGUGCAGCCUGUGAGGCUCCUAAGACAGGGGCCGCUCCUCCCUCCCGCUCCCACCCCCACCUUGUUGACAGGGAGCCAAGGCGAGGCGGCUGUCUGCGACCACAGCAGCCUCGAAACACCAGGCAGCAGCCUUGCUGGGAGUCCACGGUGUUUAUUGGACCACCCCAUGCAUGGCCGUGACCCAGCUGGGCACAACCCUCAUCCUGGUCAGUCAUGCCUCUGUUUCUCCUACACUCAGAGGCAAGGCUGGAGGGGCAGGGCUGAGCCUGGAAUAGCCCUUCCUAGUCCCCUCUUCUCAGCCCACUACCCAUCCAUCCGUCACCAACCGUCACCUCCCCUCGUCACCAGCCGUCACCUCCCCUCCGGUGCUCCAGGCUGGGGGAGGGAGAGCCCAGUAGUGGGUCCAGCCUGAAGUCCUGCCCUCUCUCAUCUAUCUGGGAAGGAGGUAGCACCUUUUUCGGGAAAGGGGUUAGGGAGUAAAGACUGCACCCUACAUGGUCCUGGUGGUGGGGAGGAUAACAGUAAAGGAAUUUGCAAUGUUUUAA
Messenger RNA from Pongo pygmaeus (Bornean orangutan), 4053 nucleotides. It is a transcript of the gene FOXH1, whose product is annotated as forkhead box H1. Lineage: Eukaryota; Metazoa; Chordata; Mammalia; Primates; Hominidae. The transcript is spliced from 5 exons. Gene Ontology annotation, cellular component: activin responsive factor complex. Gene Ontology annotation, biological process: positive regulation of transcription by RNA polymerase II; transforming growth factor beta receptor signaling pathway. Bases 2254 to 3522 code for a protein of 422 amino acids. The record is from RefSeq and is a predicted model, not a curated record. Gene Ontology annotation, molecular function: transcription cis-regulatory region binding; DNA-binding transcription activator activity, RNA polymerase II-specific.